CCUAUCGGCCGCACAUGGAAACUGAAACAAUGUGAUGUAUUUUCCCCUCUCGGUGCUCCUUCAGCCACAUCUAAACCUUUCUAACAAUCCGCUUCCCAAUCGGGACUUCCUCCACCCGCCUCCGGCACGGAACCGCACGGCUCGACUCGCUGCCGACCCCCUGGCCCUCCUCCAGCGCUGCCUGAGCCGGUGUUUGAUUGGAUUAGAGUCGCUUAGCCUUUGCCCUCUAACCCCGCCGAUGUUGGCUCGCUGCUUCCUGCUCUCUCCGCUCCCCCUCACCGACUGAACGAAGGCUGCCGAAGCCGCACGGCGAAGCGAAGCGCUCCGCACCGGACUCAGUGCUCAGCUUCUCUCGGGGAGUCGCGGAACACGCAAACCGGAGAACAGCGACGCGAAGCUCUCAGCCAUGCGGAGGAAAUCCAGGGUGUUGCUGUGUUUUGCGGUGCUAUGGGUGCUGGGAAUAGCCUACUACUUCUACUCGGGAACAGCGAUGAGUCGGAAGGAUGAAUGGGGCUCCAGUUACUCGUCCAGCCGGGGAAAAUAUCACAGCGAUGAAAAGGCGCACACCAUCGACGCUCUGCCUCCAGGYAAGGUGCGCUGGCAGGAUUUCAACCAGAACCUUUACAUCGGCGCUACCUUGGUCCGACCGGGUCAGGAUCCUUACGCCAGGAACAAGUUCAACCAGGUGGAGAGCGACAAGCUGCAAAUGGACCGAGCCGUUCCCGACACCAGACACGACCACUGCAGAAGCAAACAGUGGAGGUCAGACCUGCCAGCCUCCAGUGUUGUCAUCACCUUCCAUAACGAGGCUCGCUCUGCUCUGCUGCGGACCGUCGUCAGCGUCUUAAAGAAAAGUCCUCCUCACUUGGUCAAAGAAAUCAUUUUGGUUGACGACUACAGUGACAACCCGGAGGACGGAGCCCUGCUGGGGAAGAUCGAGAAGGUUCGCGUCCUGAGGAACAACCGCAGAGAAGGACUGAUGCGUUCGAGGGUCUGUGGUGCAGAUGCCGCCACAGCGCCAGUCCUCACCUUCCUGGACUCUCACUGUGAAUGUAACGAUCACUGGCUGGAGCCGCUGCUGGAGCGAGUGGCUGAGGAUAAGACGAGGGUAGUUUCUCCAAUCAUCGACGUCAUCAACAUGGACAACUUUCAGUAUGUGGGAGCCUCGGCCGAUCUGAAAGGAGGCUUUGACUGGAAUUUGGUGUUUAAAUGGGACUAUAUGACUCUGGAGCAGAGACGAGCCAGACAAGGCAACCCCAUCGCCCCCAUCAAGACGCCGAUGAUUGCUGGCGGUCUGUUCGUCAUGGAUAAGGAGUAUUUUGAGCGACUAGGAAAGUACGACAUGAUGAUGGAUGUCUGGGGAGGYGAAAAUCUGGAGAUCUCGUUUCGCGUGUGGCAGUGUGGUGGCAGCCUGGAGAUCAUCCCCUGCAGCCGGGUUGGCCACGUCUUCAGGAAGCAGCACCCCUACACCUUUCCUGGAGGCAGCGGGACUGUGUUUGCGAGGAACACAAGACGAGCAGCAGAGGUGUGGAUGGACGAGUAUAAGAACUUCUACUACGCUGCUGUUCCCUCGGCGAGAAACGUUCCCUACGGGAAUAUCCAGAGUCGCUUGGAGAUGAAGAAGAGGUUAGGCUGUAAGCCUUUCAAAUGGUACCUGGAGAACGUCUACCCCGAACUGAGGGUUCCRGAUCAUCAGGACAUCGCCUUCGGAGCGCUGCAGCAGGGAGGAAACUGCCUGGACACCCUGGGGCAUUUUGCAGACGGAGUGGUGGGCGUCUACGAGUGCCACAACGCCGGAGGGAAUCAGGAAUGGGCCCUAACCAAAGACAAGUCGGUGAAACACAUGGACCUGUGUCUGACGGUGGUGGACCGGACCGCCGGCUCCCUAAUCAAACUACAAGGAUGUCGAGAGAACGACAGCAGACAGAAAUGGGAGCAGAUCGAGUCCAACUCGAAGCUUCGUCACGUGGGCAGCAACCUCUGCCUGGACAGCCGCAGCGCCAGGAUGGGUGGGCUAACCGUGGAGGUCUGUGGGCCAAACCUUAGCCAACAGUGGAAGUUCACCCUGAAUUUACAAUCAUAGGGGGCGCUGCAGAGCCCUGGAUAUCUGACUGAGACACAAAAAGACAGAAAUACAAGCAAAAGACUGGAGGAGCAGUAUGGACUGGAAUAGUCCUCGUCCUGUGCAGAGACGCAGCCAGUUCUCUCUACACCCCUCUCCCCCACCUGUCCCCCUCCCUGAAACGUCGAGCCACGCCCCGUGGGGGAGGGGCUUGUAGACGGCGUCGGAGCGAACCGGAAACUGACUGCAUGCGGCGGAUGGAAGCGAUGAAGAGGAUUCRGUUUAGAACGACAUACCUCGGCGUUUUGUCAUUGACGGUUCCAGAGAGAUUUCCUUUUUCUUCUUUAAUGCUGGUUGAAAACAAACAACUCUUUGGUGGAUUAUUUUUAUUUUUCUUAUUCGUAAUUUUUUUUWAAUUCUUGAAUCUCCGCUGAGAGCUGCUGGAGCUGGUUCUGUUCCUAAGUGAUUCUUGUUGGGGCAGGUGGAGGUUUCUUAUGGGGGGUUUUGGGUGUCGAGUGAUGAUGGGAGGAGGAACACGGACUCGAUUCUUCGAGCUGUUCUUCUUUUGUUCUCUCUCUAGUUUACAGAAUUUACAAAAAAAAGACGGAGGAGGAGAAAAGAGAACUCUGUAUUUUACUUUCUGUGCGUCUGAUUCCAGUCCGUUGUCCUUGGGAGCGUCUUUACUUCUUGACGGAGGGUUGUGUCCGAAACAGAAAGCCCGUCUCUAAGGUCUUCAGGAUGUAGCGCUGGCUGCUGCAGCAUCCUGACUCCUUCACUUUGUUGUUUCUUAAAAACUGCACAGAAAAACAAACAAACAUCAUAAGCCUUUGUUUUGUUUACUCUUGUCAACGUGUGGCACCAGAUUUGAAAGAAGAGUUUGUUUUAAGUUUCAGGAGGACCAGAGGAGCAAUUAAAAACAGUUUUUCCUUACAUACUGUGACUGUUCUCUGACUGCUCCUGGUGGAGCGUUUAGUCUGUCUUCACAUCUUUACAUUUACUGGUUUAGACAUGGUACAGUAUGAUCGACUUCACUAAACUAUAUCCUAAAUAUUGUGACAAUAUUCAMAACUGUUUCAAUACUUUAACCAAAAACAGAGCAGCAGAAAUUAUUUCUAUUCACAAAAUAACAUACGAUGAUUAUUACACUCUUAAUAGUAAUAGUACUCACAAAUAUGUAUUUUUAUUUCAGUGCAAAAAUAACAGCAACACCUGGUAAAUUUAAUUGUAGCUUUCAAGUAAACGUACACAAUAUUUGUAUUUAGUUUUGCUGCUCCAUGACGGCCUGGUGGUUUCCACUUCUGGAAGUAUUUCCAAACAGCUGAAUUUACCCUUUUAUGUAAACAAGAGGGAAAAAACAGCAGCUGCUUUUAAAAAAAAAGCCAGCUGACCAACAGUGUGCAGCAACAGGUGGGGAGAAGGCAGCACUGCGAACAUCUGAAACUCUCCAGUUUAACACUUACUCUGACGCCUCGUUAAGUAAAGCUUUAAGCAGCAGGAACAAUUUUAAGUGAGUUUUAAUAGUUUUGAGCCCAUAAUCUUGGUUUUUGAACACGUUUCACUUCAGUUCUGAACGCAGGUCGGAUGUUUCAGGCUUCACUGUUAAAGACAACCUGUGAUGCAAAAUUCACAUUCUGCCCGUUUCUUUUACCUCCAUUUGAGUCUCAGCUGCUUCUAAAAGUAGCCCACUGCUUAAAAAAAAUAAGUAAAUGUGUUUUGGUGUCUGGAAUGGGCGCUGCGCCGUCACCUAGCAACCCAAGCCGAGCCCAGCCCCGUUACCUAGCAACCCAAGCAGAACUCAGGCACAUCUGRUCAACUGGUUUCCCCCACUAAUGGUUUUCAAAGAUGUUAGGGGUGUGUAAUUACACAUCUGCUUGCARCCAUUUUCAUUUGUGAGUGUAAACAUUGACUUGGGGGCGUGGCCAGCUGCAGCUUGUUUGGAUUUAAAGUGACAGGACGCCCUAAAACAUCUCACUCUGAGAGGAGCUCAAAAUAGACAUAUAAUCUCAUUAUGUAAGGAUGAUUUUAUGUAAA
This is a messenger RNA of Poecilia reticulata (guppy), 4093 nucleotides long. RefSeq names its product UDP-N-acetyl-alpha-D-galactosamine:polypeptide N-acetylgalactosaminyltransferase 2 (gene galnt2). Gene Ontology annotation, biological process: protein O-linked glycosylation. Gene Ontology annotation, cellular component: Golgi apparatus. Gene Ontology annotation, molecular function: polypeptide N-acetylgalactosaminyltransferase activity. Lineage: Eukaryota; Metazoa; Chordata; Actinopteri; Cyprinodontiformes; Poeciliidae. The record is from RefSeq and is a predicted model, not a curated record.